Messenger RNA from Trichogramma pretiosum, 390 nucleotides. RefSeq lists its product as uncharacterized. Lineage: Eukaryota; Metazoa; Arthropoda; Insecta; Hymenoptera; Trichogrammatidae. The record is from RefSeq and is a predicted model, not a curated record. The transcript has 3 exons. Bases 1 to 390 code for a protein of 129 amino acids.
AUGACGUUCAAAGCGUUGAUAAAUAAAUUUCACGACGCAUCAGCGAUGCAACCGGUUGAACGUUACCAUCCUGGACAUUAUGAGUCAUCGCAUGGGUGGAAAGGCAAAGGUGGAGGUGGUGGAAAUAGUGGCGCGGCUCUUAGUGCAUUAACCUUAUUGGCUUUUCUAUUUCUCGUUAAUGUCAUGCAGCAAUCGUUGAUGGAGAACAAUAUCAAUGAAACAACGACGCAGACUACAAUUUUUCUGCGCGAUGAAGUUGAGCCGAUAUCUUUGACAUCUCGACAAGAUGAAGAACACAGUGUGGAAGUUGGAGACACAGAUUUUACCGAAGAAUCGGUAACAACUGAACAAGAACAAAUCCAUGCUCGGAUGAAAAUUACUUCGAACUAA